This is a messenger RNA of Emiliania huxleyi CCMP1516, 1883 nucleotides long. Its product is annotated as putative alcohol dehydrogenase. The record is from RefSeq and is a predicted model, not a curated record. Gene Ontology annotation, molecular function: aldehyde dehydrogenase (NAD+) activity. Bases 40 to 1590 code for a protein of 516 amino acids. Gene Ontology annotation, cellular component: cytoplasm. The transcript has a single exon. Gene Ontology annotation, biological process: aldehyde metabolic process. Lineage: Eukaryota; Haptophyta; Isochrysidales; Noelaerhabdaceae.
CGCCGAACCGAGCCGCACUGCUCUUUCGAGAAACCCUCGAUGCCGACGAACUACAACGAUCUGCGCGACGCGCUCAAGCAGGGCUUCGAGCGGGGCGCCUGCUCGUCGCUCACCUUCCGCCGCGCGCAGCUCGUUGCCCUCGUCGCCAUGCUUGAGGACCACAAAGACGAGGCGGUGGCUGCCCUCGCAUCCGACAUGGGCCGGCCGGCGGCCGAGGCGGGCGGCGAGGUUGCCGUCUCCAUCCGCGAGGCCAAGGACGCCGCGUCCUCUCUCGAGCGGUGGAGCGCGCCUGAGCCCAAGCCCGUGCACCUCAUGAUGCAGCCGUCGCAUGCAGCUGUCCGGCGGUCGCCAUACGGAGCAUGCCUGAUCAUCGGCCCGUACAACUAUCCGCUGAUGCUGUGCCUCGAGCCGCUCAUCGGCGCGAUUGCUGCCGGCAACGCGACGCUGCUCAAGCCGAGCGAGCUCACCCCUGCUACGGCCGCCUUUCUCGAGAAGCGGAUCCCGGCGUACCUCACAGCCGAGGCCUGCCGUGUGGUCACGGGAGGCGUCGAGGUGUCGCAGGCGCUGCUCGCGACGCAGUGGGACUUCAUCUACUUCACCGGCUCCCCGCGAGUCGGCCGCAUCGUCGCCAAGGCGGCCGCCGAGCACCUGACCCCCACCGCCCUCGAGCUCGGAGGCAAGGCGCCGGCGGUGGUGCUCAGCUCUGCAGACGUCGGCGAGGCGGCGCGGCGGAUCGUCAACGCCAAGGCGCUCAACGUCGGCCAGACCUGCAUCGCGCCAGACUACGUGCUGGUCGACCGCUCGCAGCACACGGCGCUGGUCGCGGCGCUCACCGCGGAGAUGAGAGCCAUGUUCGGCGACGAGCCGCACGCCUCGCCCGACCUCGGCCGGAUGUGCACCGUCGGCCAUUUUGACCGGAUGGCGAAGCUGCUCGCCGAGAGCGGCGGCACGCAGCGGCGGGUGGGCUCCGCGCCGCCGGACCGCGAGGGAAAGUACAUGCCGCUCACGCUCAUCGACUCGCCUCCGAGCGGCUCGCCGCUCCUCCGCGAAGAGAUCUUCGGCCCGCUGCUCCCCGUCGUCACCUUCGACUCGUUCGACGAGGCGGUCGAGACGAUCCGCGGGAUCGACUCGACGCCGCUCGCGCUCUACGUCUUCACGGCCGACACCGCCGCCGCCGAGUCGCUGCUGCAGCGCGUGCAGAGCGGCACCGCCGUCGUCAACGACUGCGUCCUGCAGCACAUGUGCCAUAGCCUGCCCUUUGGCGGCGUCGGCACUUCGGGCCACGGUGUGUGCCACGGCGAGUGGUCCUUCCAGACCUUCACCUUCCCGCGCUCCGUGCUGUGGCGGCACGCGAAGUUCGACGUCGACCAGACGGUGCCGGUGCCGGCGCGGCACGCCGCCGCCUCUGGCGGAGGCGCCCGGCGCGCCAAGCUGCUCGAGGCGCUCAUCUUGCACGGGCCGUACCUCUCGCUACCGGGCGGCCGCUCCUUGCUGCUCCUCCUUGCGGGGGCCGCUGCCUUUGUCGCGUCUCCGUACCUGGCGCUGGCGGCGCUGGCGGGUGCGGUGACGGUUGUUGUCGCGGGCCGCUAAGGCUGCUUGCUGCAUGCUGGGCGCGGCGUGGGAUUUGAUGGACCGGGACCGGGGGGGUGCCAGCCAGCCAGCGCGGACCGUGCCACGCGAAAUUCUGUGCCGACGGAGCGUGGCAAAUGCGGGUGUCGGGUGUCGGGUGAGUCGACUGUCAAACGCUGCUCGCCGCACGGCCGUCGCAGCAACACACACACGACACACCUCGUACACACCUCAGUGUCCUCCUCACCGCUCACGCGAUUGACGGACACUCGCGCCUGUAUGUAUUUUUUUGUAUUAUUGACUGUGAGGUGUGA